GUCCGUGUGCUUUAGACGCCCCGGCUGUGUCCCAGCUCCACGCGAGCUUCGCUCCGGAGCUGCCCAGGGCUCCUUUCAGCCUGCUUUGCUCACACCGGGGCUGCUCCCGGGGCACCGGGAGCCGGGGAUGUUCCGUGGGGGCUGCGGGUGAAGGUUUGGGGGGGGUCUGGGGCGCUCAGGGGGUGCAGGUCUGCGGGCGCUCUGGGCUCCGUGGGUGCCGCCGGGGGUCCACGGAUGCGGCCGGGGGAGCUCUGUGGAGGUCCGUAGGUCCCGCUCUGGGGUCCGCGGGUGCCGCCAGCCCCCGGUGAUCCCGGUGCCGGUAUCCCUUUGCCCCCCGCCGCCCCAUCCCCGCCGCCCGAGCGGGACCGGUCCCGCCCCGUUCCGGUGACGGCGCGGGCGGGCCGGAAGCGCGGGGGGGACGCGGCGGCCCCGCUCCUGUCCCGGUGCUCCCGUCCCGCUGCUCCCGUCCCGUCCCGGUCCCAGCCCGGCACCGCCAUGCGCAAGUUCUUCCAGGAGAUCAAGGCCGACCUGAAGUUCAAGACGGCGGGGCCCGGGCAGAAGCUCUCGGAGCCGUCCCGGGCCCCCAGGGAGAAGCCCAAAGCCGAGGUGGCCCCGAAGCCCCGUCAGGCCCCGACGGAUGAGGCGCAGAGAGCGGCGGCCGCGGCGCUGGCCCGGCUGGAGCUGAAGCCCAAGGGAAAGGCACCGUCCGCCUCCCAGGAGGCCAUCAAGAGCCAGGUGAGAAAGGAGCUGAUGGCCGAGGCAGCUGCCAGCGAGAAGGGGCUCUCCAUGGAGGAAAAGCAGCAGGAGGAGGAAGGGGCAGCUGCUCCCUCUGUCUCGGGGGUUUAUUUCAUUUGCCCCUUGACUGGUGCCAUUGUGAGGAAAGACCAGAAGGAAAAGCAGCUCCGAGAAGCCAUCCAGGCAUAUUUCUCCGUGGAUCCAGUGGCUGCUUCCAUCAUGGAGAUCCACACCUUCAACAAGGACCGGGAGAAGGUCCGGGUGUGCGUGGAGACCAUGGCCAAGUACCUGGAUAACAUCUAUCUCCAUCCAGAGGAGGAGAAAUACCGGAAAAUCAAACUGCAGAACAAGGUGUUUCAGGAAAGGAUAAGCUGCUUGGAAGGGACACACAAAUUUUUCCAGGCUGUCGGGUUUGAGACAAAAACACUGCCUGUUCCAGGACAAGAGACCACGGAGGAGUUCUACGUGCUGAAGGAGGAGGUGCUGAGCAGGCUGGAAGAGCUGAAGGAGCGCAAGGAGCAGCUGCUGAGCUCGGAGCCCGUGCGGGCGCAGCUGCACCGGCAGCUCGCGCUCUUCCAGCCGUCGCCCGCGGCCGCGCGCUUCGAGCUGCCCCACGACUUCUUCAACCUCACUGCAGAGGAGCUCCGGAGGGAGCAGCGGCUCCGGACAGAGGCGGUGGAGAAGGCGUCGAUGCUGAGGACCAGAGCCAUGCGCGAGAAGGACGAGCAGAGGGAGAUGAGGAAGUACAACUACACCCUGCUGCGGGUGCGCUUCCCCGAUGGAUACAUCCUCCAAGGGACUUUUUAUGCCCGAGAAUCAGUAUCUGUGCUCUACAACUUUGUGAGAGAAGCACUCAGAGAUGACUGGCUGCCCUUUGAGCUCCUGGGACCUGGAGGUCUCAAACUGACUGAUGAGAACUUGGCCUUCAAUGAAUGUGGGUUGGACUGCUGGAGCGACGUGAGCUCACAGGUGGCUUUGGUUUAGCUCUGCAGAGGGGCUGGACGCUGCUGUCCCCUCCCAGCUCCAGGCUCACAGGUGGCCUCUCCCAGUGGCUCCUCCGAGGGGCUUUCAACACCAAACUUGGAGCAGGGACUGCCUGAGGUGUUCCCCAGGCGGUGGUGGAGCAGGGAUUAGGGGCUGUUAGGCUGGAUUACCAACCUGAGCCUGGGUAGGGGGCUGGGUUUAGAACUCAGCUUCCCGUUCUGCUUCUGUGUGCACUGUAACUCCUCUUGGAGAGAAGCUGUUUGGAUAAAGUUACACUUAGUCUGAUUAAAUGGAAUUAUUUAAAGACUCAGUUCUGAUCCCAGUUGCUUGAGUUGCAUUGUUGUUGUAGGUUUGAGAUGCCAAACCAGUCAGUGCUGGGGCUGGCACUGGUGUUACUGGGGCAGCAUCACCUCCCUUGUCCCUUCAGAGAGCAGAGAGUGACAGCAGGGAACAGCUACUGGUGGUGCCCAGUAGAUUAAAUAAACCUCAAAUUACAGACAAUCUUUUAAAGAAGUAAUUCAUUGUAUAAAGCUGAAACCCCCAGCAAGUUUGUUCUGUGCAUCAUCAAGUUUGAUGCCAGCUUAGUCCUUUAGUACCUCAACCAGAGGUAUUAACUCCCAGAGUUUUUCUGUGGGACAGAGCCCAGCUCUGAUGUAGACAAGAGACUGAGAAUCUAGCCCUGACCUGUCCAGCCUGUCCCAAAAUAAGAAAAACAAUGCAUUUUUCCUUUUCCAAGGGUAAAGCCCUGCUGCUGUUCUCUGGAGCAAUUAAGACCACAAACAGGAUGGUACAAGAGCAUAAAUUCAUAUAUAAUUGUACAUCAUUUAUACCCAAGGCCACGCUGUACAACAUUAUGAACAGUCAUUUCCCCAGUGGCAUCACAAUAAGCUUAUUCCAAAAUCCCUCAGCUACUUUUAGAGAUAACUUAGAUACCUUCCAUUACAAAGAAGUAUCAAAAUUUCAAUAAUGCUUUAUUAAGGACAGAUUAAUAUGCAGUAUUUAAAAAAAAAAAAAAAAAGCUAAAAAGCUAAAUCUAAAAAUUUAAGCUUCCAUCUGGUCUGAAGCAGAACAAAGUGCUGUCUUCUCUUUACAAGAAAUGUGGAAUACUUUCAAGUAUCUUGGUCAAAGAUACACAAGGUUUAAAAAUUUCUAGCUCAUUCUACAUACAUACAGAGGAGUUAGUAGGCAUUUAAAUCUCAAAUUGUAUUAGAUGGGCUGACCAUGCUGCUGUCCUGGUGAGCAGCUCUUGUGCCACUGGAUUCUGAAGCUGUGGAACCUGCAAAGGAGAGAAUGUGUUUGGUUUGUUUUGUUUUUAUAAAUAUCCUCAUUAAUCCAGUAAAAUUUGACUACUUUAUGUUU
Molecule: messenger RNA, 3078 nt
Organism: Vidua macroura (Pin-tailed whydah)
Lineage: Eukaryota; Metazoa; Chordata; Aves; Passeriformes; Viduidae
Gene: UBXN6
Product: UBX domain protein 6
Exons: 11
Coding region: 496-1719 (407 amino acids)
Cellular component (GO): cytoplasm
Molecular function (GO): protein binding
Source: RefSeq, a predicted model, not a curated record